This is a messenger RNA of Lingula anatina, 1490 nucleotides long. RefSeq names its product fucolectin-like. The record is from RefSeq and is a predicted model, not a curated record. Lineage: Eukaryota; Metazoa; Brachiopoda; Lingulata; Lingulida; Lingulidae.
AUGGUCGCCGUACGACUGCUUUCUGUUGCAGUUUCUGUUAUACUUUUGGGUACACCACUGUGCAGAGGAUACACGAAGAAUCUGGCCAGAGGUAAACCCGCAUACCAAAGUUCCACCCACAAAAAUGGGGCCAAUGCCAGUGCUGCUGUGGACGGUAACUAUGACAACGACAUGUCCCAUGGGAGUUGUGCCCAAACCAAGGCAAUUCAGGGGCAAUGGUGGCUGGUGGACUUAGAAACCACGGCGAGGGUGGCAGGUGUCAUAAUAACAAACCGUGGCGAUAUGCGUUUUUACCGUUUGAAUAAUUUCGAAGUGAGGGUUGGAACCUCUUACGAGGAUAGUUCAUCAUUCAUCCAGUACAAACUCUGCGCCAGUUACCCGGGGGCGGCACCCGCGGGGAACACGUCUCUGUCCUGUGGGUCACCACUGAGGGGACGAUAUGUCUUGAUCAUUAAAGUUGGCAAUGAUACGUAUAACUUGCAGCUUUGUGAAGUGGAGGUUCGCGGCAUUACAAGUUCAACCAGGUUUCGGCGGGUAGCAGCAGGUGCGCGCGCACCCCUCGUCCCCAUAUCCAAGCUGAAUGUGGAGAGCCUCAUCGAAUGCAGCAUCUCCUGUAUGAAACACUGGCAGUGUGUGGCCAUAAAUGUUCUCUGUGCUGGAAAUGACCAAUGUGUCUGUGAACUUCUGCCCAGUACUGCCCAGUCCGGCGACUUGCAGGCAGACACUGGAUAUGAAUAUUAUGAGGACAACCGCUUUGGCAAAGUGUAGGAAGAUGUCUUCUAACGGAUGUGGAUAAAUCGCUUUCGGAUGUUAUCAGACCUUUUCAUUAAAUAAUCUUAUACAAUGCCAUGGUUUAUAUUUGUGUAUUCAUGACCCCACAUACAGCUUUCACUGACCCUUUUGAAACGAAUUAAAGACGCGUCUUCUUGGAAAAUUUUAUAACUGCGAUUUUACGGCUUUGGCAGUUAUUUAAUGUCUUUUUAGUGAAAUUUUGUAAGCAAUGAAAUGACAUUUAGUUUUCUAAUAAGGUAAUUUUCUUACACUAUUUUCCUUCUCUAAUUGCGAUUUCUGAUGAACAUAAUCGGAUAUUAGACUCUAAAUAAAUCAUUGUCAUCAUCAUUAUCCAGAGACUAACGUGUUCCACUGUUGGACAAAGGCUUCAGCAUGCUUCUUUCAGUGUCCAGGCAUUCUGUCUUUCUAAUUUUUAUCACUACUCGUCUGUUGUAACUUAUCCCUCCAUCUCUUACCAGGCUUCCCUUGUUCUCUAUGCCCAAAUCUUAGUGUCCAUCUUGUCUGCAAUUAUCUUGUAUUUAUAUUAUAUGACGUAUGUUAUCAUGAUUCAAAUUGUAAUUUACAGAGAGAACACAUCAUCUGAGGCUUUUUUAGUUUUGUGCAAAAAGUCUAGCUGAUAAGAUAGUAUUUAUAAUGCUUAUUUGCAAUUAACCUUAGUUUGUCUUGUGUAGAAAUAAAUGGUUUUCUAAUAAUUUUUU